This is a messenger RNA of Mobula hypostoma (lesser devil ray), 1455 nucleotides long. RefSeq names its product protein YIPF5-like. Lineage: Eukaryota; Metazoa; Chordata; Chondrichthyes; Myliobatiformes; Myliobatidae. Gene Ontology annotation, biological process: vesicle fusion with Golgi apparatus; endoplasmic reticulum to Golgi vesicle-mediated transport. Gene Ontology annotation, cellular component: trans-Golgi network. The record is from RefSeq and is a predicted model, not a curated record. The transcript is spliced from 7 exons. The coding region runs from base 330 to 1103 and encodes 257 amino acids.
UUUAGGCACUGUUUGUUCACUGUCCUUCCUUGAUACUGCCAAGAAAAGGAUUCAUUCGUGCUAGGUGUAGUCUUCUGCCUUAUUUAAGGAAGGAGAACCAGCAAAUUAUCACGCUGAGCCGAACUUCAUUAAGCCUGAAACCCAAAUUUACCACUCAAAAUGGAGAGGGCUGACUGAACUAACCCCAUCCCUUGCACCCAAAAGACAUCCAGCCAUGUGUAAUAUGGCCCUUUUCACCACUUAUGCCCUGGACAACCCACUGAUGAAGCUGUGUCUCUGGAGUACAUCGCCAUCCUUCAGAUGAAAGAGAAACUGAGCAUUUUUCUAGGAUGUCUGCUUUUGAUCAAUUUAAUCCAGAGUUUUAUCAAUCAAAUUAUGAUAUUAAUGGCCAAGAAAACACAUCUAAUGACUACGGAGGCAGCAAUAGUCAAGCAUCAAGGGGUGAAUUUGGGGAUGGUCAUCCACAGCCCAAAAUAUUUGUUCCUUCAGCAAUGUCACAGACUUCACAACUGUAUGCUGGACAGAUCUUUCAGCCAUCUGAAACCUACAAUCAAUUUGGCCAAUCUUCUGCAAUAUUUGGAGGCACUGAUGAUGAGCCACCACUUCUAGAGGAGAUUGGGAUCAAUUUUGAUCACAUCUGGCAAAAAACAUUAACAGUUUUGAAUCCGAUGAAACCAGCAGAUGGCAGCAUUAUGAAUGAGACUGAUCUGGCAGGACCAGUAGUCUUCUGUUUGGCAUUUGGAGCCACCUUAUUGCUGGCCGGUAAAGUACAUUUUGGCUAUGUUUAUGGAAUCAGUGUCUUUGGGUGUCUGGCAAUUCACACACUGCUGAACUUGAUGAGUGUCACAGGAGUUUCAUAUGGCUGUGUCGCUAGUGUCCUGGGAUAUUGUCUCCUUCCAAUGAUCAUUCUUGCUGGCAUUGCCGUUCUCUUUUCACUCCAGGGAGUACUUGGAGUUCUGCUUACUUUGAUUGUCAUUGGAUGGUGCAGUCUGUCAGCCUCAAAGAUGUUCACUUCGACUUUGGCAAUGGAAGGACAACAACUUCUUGUCGCUUAUCCUUGUGCUUUUCUAUAUGGGAUCUUUACACUUCUGACGAUUUUUUAAGUGUUUGCUUUCAAAAUAAAAUGGGUACCUCAAAUGUAUUUUAAUUGGACCUUACAAUUUUCUUAAUGUGAUUUGGGAUUCAGCAAACAAUAAAAGAAUGGCCACAUGUGAUAACUGCUAUAGAUGCUGUUUUAUUUUGUACUGACUGUAUAAACUGACAUCCAUCACCAAAGACUUCCACUUCACAAUACUAAGAAAUCUGCAGAGUUCUUGUUUGCCUGUUAUAUAGUGAGUAGCUUCUAUUAAUAAAAUCUCUCUUCACUCUCCUGAAUCCAAGCAAUUUAGGCAUAGUUUGACAUAAGCUUUCUCAUGAAAUGAGUAUAGUGGCCUACUGCAUUCUAAUUAAAGUUAC